CGGUCGCGGGGCGCGCAGGCAGGCUGGCUGGCUGGCCGGAGGAGCGCUGCGCGUCGCAGUCCGCGUGGGCACCUGCCGUCCCCAGGAGGGGACUCCUGCUCGAAGACCUCCUUUGCCUCAGAAUGGGAUCCUGGCUUCUCUCCCACUUCCGGUGAUCCAGCUAGUAAUUGAAAUUUCUGUGGGGAUGCCUGUAAACCACCAGAAAUCAGACUCUUUGGAGAUGGACUCUGACAUGUCACCCAGCUGCAAGCUCAAUGACUUGAGCAGAGGUGGCAGUCUGGAGAGUCGAAGCAGCAGCUCUCGCUCCAGAAGUUUCACUUUGGACGAUGAGAGCCUGAAGCACCUCACACAUGAGGAAAAGGAUGUCAUCCUCUUCUUUGAAGAGACUCUUGAUUCCCUGGAAGAUGAUUUCGAUGAGCCAGCCCUGUGUGAUAGUGGCAUUCAUUGCCACUCUCCACAGUCUCUGGAAGAGAGCCCUUCCAGUCACUCUGAGCCUGAAGAUGUCAUCGAUUUAGUACAGCCAGGACCAACAGCCGGGGAAGCUGAGGGCCUUUCAGAUGUGCCUCAGGUAGAAGGUGAGCAGUAACACACAGGGACUGGACCUGUCCUCGAAGGCGGGAAACAAGCCACCUUGACUCCACCGCGACCAGACUCCAGGGUCCCCGAGGCGCUCACCCCGCCGCCCUCCGUGCCCAGCACCCCCAGGAAGGAGCUGCCACCGCCCGCUCUUCCAGCAGAGCACCCCAAGCUGCCCCGCUCCGUGCCCACGCCUCUCGUGAUUGCUCAGAAGAUAUCCGAGAAGUUGGCAGGCAGCGAAGCCCUCUCCCCCACCUCCCCGUCCAGGGAGGGCAGGCCCGGGGAAUGGAGGACGCCGGCUGCCUUGGCCUCUCGAACCGGGGACCACGUCCCGUGGCACCGACCCGCGCCCAAGGUGCACCGCUUCCCCAGCAACAUCAGCGUGACCAACAGCGCGGGCAAGGACUUCAACAAGACCAUCUCCAGGGCGGCCGUCAACGUGCAGGAGCGCAAGGCGCAGGUCCUGGCCAACAUCAACGGCGCGUCCUUCCUGGCGCCCGAGCCCGAGCCCCGGGCCGGCGCCCCCGAGCCCCCCCGCCGCCGCCGCCGCCGCGCGCGCCCCGAGCCGGCCGGGUCCCCGGCGGGAGCGCUGGCCCCGGCGUCGCAGUGCCGGGCCGUGCAGACCGAGCAGCCGCCGGCCAACGGCUUCGCGAGCGCGCACGAGGCCCUGCGGAGCGAGGCCAGCCCCUUCGCGCCCACCGGCAAGACCCUGACGUUCCGGCCCGAGCCCGGCAAGCUGGCGCGCCAGAACGCCAGCCGCAGCCUGUACGAGCCGCGGCCCGACGGCGCCCGCGACGCCCGCCCGCGCGCCGGCUCGCUGCCCCGGGCGGCGGGCUUCCGCGCGCAGGGCGUCACCGUGCAGUUCUCGGGCCGGGGCUCGUCGGAGGCGGCGCGGCGCGAGGCCCUGCGCAAGCUCGGGCUGCUCAAGGAGCCGCUGUGA
Messenger RNA from Jaculus jaculus (lesser Egyptian jerboa), 1516 nucleotides. RefSeq names its product proline and serine rich 2 (gene Proser2). The record is from RefSeq and is a predicted model, not a curated record. NCBI's taxonomy places the organism in Eukaryota, Metazoa, Chordata, Mammalia, Rodentia, Dipodidae.